Messenger RNA from Strongylocentrotus purpuratus (purple sea urchin), 1052 nucleotides. It is a transcript of the gene eif3f, whose product is annotated as eukaryotic translation initiation factor 3 subunit F. The record is from RefSeq and is a predicted model, not a curated record. Gene Ontology annotation, molecular function: translation initiation factor binding; metallopeptidase activity; translation initiation factor activity. Bases 38 to 883 code for a protein of 281 amino acids. The transcript has 8 exons. Gene Ontology annotation, cellular component: eukaryotic translation initiation factor 3 complex, eIF3m. NCBI's taxonomy places the organism in Eukaryota, Metazoa, Echinodermata, Echinoidea, Camarodonta, Strongylocentrotidae. Gene Ontology annotation, biological process: translational initiation.
GCAUGCAUGCUAAUUACCGUUGGUGGCAGCAUUCAAAAUGGCGGUCUCACUGAAAGUCGUGAACAUUCAUCCGGUAGUUUUAUUUAGCAUUGUAGACUCUUACGAAAGGCGGACAGACGAUGCAGCACGUGUCAUUGGAACUUUACUUGGUACCUGUAUUCAAGGGGUAGUAGAAGUCACAAACUGCUUCUGUGUGCCUCACAAUGAGUCGGAAGAUGAGGUUGCUGUGGACAUGGAGUUUGCCAAGAACAUGUUUGAGUUACAUAAAAAGGUGAACUCAUGGGAGAACAUUGUAGGAUGGUAUGCAACAGGACGUGACAUCACAGGUCAUUCAGUGCUGAUACACGACUACUACUCAAGAGAAUGUCAAAACCCGAUUCACGUCACGGUCGAUACAACGAUGGUAGAUCUUAAUAUGUCAGUCAAGACAUGGGUUAGGCAAAAUAUGGGCGUACCAGACAAGUCACAAGGCACUGUGUUCAUUCCAAUUCCCAUGAAAAUCUCCUUCCAUCAACCAGAGAAAGUAGCAAUGGAUGCGCUUAUAAGGGAGACAGAACCAAACAGAAAAACCAUUGAGUUGACGACUGAUCUUCAGUACGUGUCUAAAGCCUCGGGUAAACUGCAAGAGAUGUUGACAAGAGUGCUCCAAUAUGUUGAUGAUAUCCUGAGUGGAAAGAUUCAAGCCGAUAACCAGAUUGGCCGGUUUCUGAUGAAUCUAGUUUCCAACGUUCCUAAGCUGCAGCCUGAUGAGUUUGAUGAGAUGCUCAAUAACAGUAUGAAGGAUCUUCUGAUGGUAGUCUACCUGUCCGGUCUGAUUGAGACCCAGCUCACUCUCAACGAAAAGCUUACGUUAUCCAAAGCAGCUAAUGCUGUUGCAGUAUAGAGCCCAAACUCCUGUAAUAUAAUAUGGUGUGAGAUUGUAUGUCUGGCGACAAUUCGAGGGUUCAGUGACACAAAGACGCAAAUCCAUAUUUUGCCAAAAUGAGUAUUUGACAUCAAAAUGUUCAGAAAAAUGUGGGCUUGCCAGGAAACGCAAAGACUUAACUCCACCC